AUGGAGAUUGGGAAGGAGUUUGUAAAUUCGUCGUCGUUUUGUCGUCCGUUUCCUGAGAUGAUCUUGGAAGGGAAUAAAAUUGGUAGAUUGAAGAACGGAAGUUUAGUGCACGAUAAAUUGGUUUAUCCGAUCGGAUGGUAUCGCGUGGAGGGAAACGAGACGUACGGAUGCAUGUGUAACUUGCGAGGGUGCUUGAAAAAAUGUUGCAGACGAAACGAGAUUUUAGGGGAAGGCGAUCGGCCGAACUGUACUCGACUGUCGGACGGUGCACUCGCACCGGAUCUCGUUCUCGAAGAGCACCAACUCGCGAGCGAGAUACACGGGAUCUCCCGUAUAAGCGAUCUGUUCGUUCUGGUGGAGGACAUGACGUGUCCGGAGAACACGUACAAGUACAUGCUCGAGCCGGAACGUUACGAGGAGGACGCGUUCGUUCUGCAAGCGAACGGCACCCUUGGAACCUGGUCCACUAAGUUUCCGGCAUCCACCUAUUGCCUCGACUGGAAAGAAUCCUUCGAGAAGAUCGUCGCACUCGUUUGUUUCUCCACCAACGAUUCUUCCUCUUCCUCUUCGUACGAGGAGGAGGAACAGCAGCAGUCUUACAAGAUCGGUAUCAUCGUUUCUAUUCCCUUUUUCUUCGCCACUUUCUUCGUCUACGCGAUCAUCCCGGAAUUGAGGAACCUCUACGGCAAGACCCUAAUGUGCUACGUCGCUUCCCUGGUACUCGCCUACACUUUCCUCGUCUUAGCUAAGCUGUUUUACCUAAAAUUCGCCUUCUGCCUGACCAUAGGAGCGCAGUGA
Habropoda laboriosa is the source of this 798-nucleotide messenger RNA. Its product is annotated as G-protein coupled receptor Mth2-like. Bases 1 to 798 code for a protein of 265 amino acids. Gene Ontology annotation, molecular function: G protein-coupled receptor activity. The record is from RefSeq and is a predicted model, not a curated record. NCBI's taxonomy places the organism in Eukaryota, Metazoa, Arthropoda, Insecta, Hymenoptera, Apidae. The transcript has 2 exons.